Trichogramma pretiosum is the source of this 2320-nucleotide messenger RNA. RefSeq names its product ancient ubiquitous protein 1-like. The transcript has 4 exons. NCBI's taxonomy places the organism in Eukaryota, Metazoa, Arthropoda, Insecta, Hymenoptera, Trichogrammatidae. The coding region runs from base 1042 to 2244 and encodes 400 amino acids. Gene Ontology annotation, cellular component: membrane. Gene Ontology annotation, molecular function: ubiquitin binding. The record is from RefSeq and is a predicted model, not a curated record.
AAUCCUUUAAAAUAAUUGUUUUUAUUAUUGCACGUAAGAGAAUCAAGUUUUGAUGAUACAAAAAAUAACUCUGUUAUAAAAAUUCUAGAUACAACCCCUAAACAAUAAUUUAAAGUUUGACGAACAAUUCAAUAAUAAACAGAACCGCCCAACUCAAAUGAAAAAGUUGACACUUGUUGGGACGAAUACUCAGCUAUUAUAUCGUGAAAUCUUCACAUUAAAAUAGAUUAAAUUUGCAACUCAGAAAACGUAAUUCAAUUUUCAUAAUACAGCCAAAUUCUUAUCGACAUUAAAAAUCUUUACAUUGCAAACAAUUUUGCACGGUAUAUGUCAUAUGACGCAUGACUCGAACCUUAUCUAUUUUUAGAACCAGCAGGUGAACAAGUUGGAUGGCAUAUCAUAUUAAGAUACUUAAGAAGGCGAGCAUUUAAUCGAAGAACUAAAUACGAACUUUGUUGAUUAUAUGAAAAGAUAUUUGAUGGACGAUAUUGAUUUCAAUUCACUUGCAAGCAACUUAUCGAGUUGAAACAAAGAUAAUAAUUCAUGUAAUUUUAAUUAACCAUAAAACAAGGAAGGUCGAUAAAUAAAUUAUAUACGCUAAAGUUCUUUAAAUGUAUGAUACGUGGAAUAUUUUUCGAUAUCAAAAACGAUGCCCCUUACUAAACAAAGGCAAUUUUGACAGAUCAGAGUAAGCUUGGGGGGGCAGGACGUGUUUCACGUAGGUUCGAGUCUGAAAAUUCUCCGAAGUUCUUGUCUACGACCACGACUCCCAACGUCGGCGCGUGAAACGAUCAGCCAACAGCUGAUCGUGAAAUGGAAGGUAAGGUCAGCGAACGUUGAAUGUAUAGAACAGUAGUGUACUUAUCAGGCUCAAAUCAUUACAAUAACAGAGCCACUCACAUUGUUUUGGAUGACCUUUGACAGUUCUGUGCUAUAAUCAGUGUGAACAUCUCGAGAAGCUCUCGAUCAUUGCGUAGAAGUGCUCUACAUAUCAGCCAUAGAAUAUCUUCUCAACGAACCAACAGAUGUUUCACGUGAGAAAUGUCACAUAUUGAUAUACAGGAAUUAUUUGACGAAAGCAGAUUUCCAAGUGGAUGGAAACUCUUAUUAGUCUUGCUGUAUGCACCUAUAGGUGUUGCAUUAUUACUAUCUAGGUUGCUUAUUUGUUUUUUAAUUUGGUUACUGGCAACACUUUUACCUGAUUUUCAAGUGCUACGCACUUUUCUUAACCGUGCAAUCUUCUUUGCUCUUGGGAUUAUUAUCAAAAUUUGUCCUAAUGGAGAAAAAAGAGAUGAACAGACUAGAAUCGUGGUGGCCAACAGUAUCUCAGCGAUUGAUGAUUUUGUUCUCACAACUGUUUCAAAUACGGUGAUGCCUACUACAACAAAUUUGCCAGAAUCUUUAAAAUCUGCUUUAGGAUUACGCAAGAUGGAUAUGAGUAAUAAAGACAGUUUAAUAGCAGAUAUUAAACAAUUUUUGCCCACGUCAAAGAAUGGUGUUGCUCUGCAACCUGAAUUUAGUACAACCAAUAGUCGUAAAGCCUUACUGAAAUUCAACACAUGGCCUUUCAGUAUAGAACCAGCUGUUCAACCUGUUGUUUUGACUGCGAGUAGACCAGAACUUAUCAAUAUACGACUUACCUCAGUUGCAUCUACAUGGUGGACAGACAUAAUGUGGUUUAUGUUUGUUCCUUACACUAUUUUUACUGUGAAAUUUCUUCAUGUAAAAAGAAAUACAGAAGCUGAUAUUCUUGUUCGAGAAGUUGAAAAAGAUAUUGCUAGAGUCCUAAAAAUUGAAACUAGUUCACACACAGUUUCGGAUAAAACAGAGUUUGAAAAACGUUAUAUUUUAGAAAAAAUUCAUAAUCGUGGUCCCCAAAAUACAACUGGAAAUGGUUCACCAAUUGUUGCUAGUGCAGAAAUGCAGAGAAUGGCAAGACAAGUGAGUGAAGUUCUACCACUGGUUCCUCAAAAUGUCAUUCUUCGAGAUUUAUUGAAAACUAGAAAUGUUGAUAUAACAAUUGCAAAUUUUUUGGAUGGCGUUGUUACUUAUACACCAGAACCUACUGCAUCAACUUCAACGCCAGGAAGUUCAAGGGCUUCAAUAAAUUCAACGAGUAAAGGCUCUGUGUCGCUGAAAAAAUCCAAAAAUGAUGUUUAUUUAACUUUUGCAGAAAGAAAACAAAAAAUGAUUGUUGAAGCUAGAGAAAGGUACAUGUUAAAACAUGGUUUAAAAAACUGUUGACAAUGCUGAUGCAAUUUAUGUUAAAACCAAGUAUAAAUAAGAAAUGUACAAAUAACAAGCAGUUUUUAUUCUGAAA